GCGGCGCGCGGAGCGGGGGUGGGCGGUGCGAGGCUGCGCGGUGCCCGGGCGGAGACGCGGGGCGCUGACAUGGCGGCGGGCUCAGGCCGGGGCGGCGGGAGAGGGGUCUGCGGCCAGGCCUGCGUGAGGCCCGAGGGGAAGGGGCAGCACGAACCGUGCGGAAGAACAUAGUAAUGCUGAUACCACGUGCGGCUGCGGAGCUCCGAGGGGGAAGGCCGCUCCCGGCCCGCGCGGCUGCCCGUCCUGCCGCGGCUGCGAGGGCGCUAGCAGGGGGCUUCCUCAGGGGCGGAGCGGGCAGGACUCGGAGUGCGCGCUGCCUGCGAUGAGAGGCCGGCUAAAGUUUAGUCUGACUGUGAGUCUGACUUACUUCGUGGUUUGUGUCCCUCCCUUAGGACGGUAGGAAGCGUGAUAGCAAGCCAGAGCGAAGACACUGUUUUUGGAGCGUGGUUAAGUUCCUUUCUAGAUGUAACUACAGGACAAAUUUUUAACAAUGAACAGCAUUACCAAAAGCCUUUUGAAAUCAAUUAAACAUGGACAAGCUGCAUGGCUAAGAAGCAACUCUACUCACUCCAGAAAACAGUGUCUUCCAAAACUAGUGCUGGGAAUAGAAACAAGUUGUGACGAUACCGGUGCUGCUGUGGUGGAUGAUGCCGGCAAUAUUCUAGGAGAAGCACUACACUGUCAAAAGGAAGUCCAUUUGAAAACAGGUGGGAUAAUUCCUCUGGUGGCACAGCAGCUUCACAGAGAAAACAUCGAGCAAAUAGUAAAAGAAGCGCUUAGCAUCAGUGGAGUUUCUGUAAAUGAACUUGCUGCUAUUGCAGCUACAGUAAAACCAGGACUUGCAUUAAGUCUUGGAGUGGGACUGGAAUACAGCUUAAAAUUGGUAAACAAGUAUAAGAAGCCUUUCAUACCCAUUCAUCACAUGGAGGCUCAUGCACUCACCAUUAGACUGACAAAUCAAGUGGAAUUUCCUUUCUUAGUUCUUUUACUGUCUGGAGGCCACUGUAUUUUGGCAGUAGCACAAGGAGUUUCAGAUUUCCUUCUGCUUGGACAGUCGAUAGAUAUAGCACCAGGCGACAUGUUGGACAAGGUAGCAAGAAGGCUCUCCUUAAGCAAACACCCAGAGUGCCACAGCAUGGCUGGGGGGAAGGCUAUAGAGCACUUGGCUCAAACUGGAAACCGGCAGCAGUACAAAUUCAGGGUUCCCAUGCAACAUUAUCGUAACUGUCAUUUUUCUUUUUCUGGACUUCAGAAUCUUGUCAAUAAAGUAAUCAUACAAAAAGAAAAAGAAGAAGGUCUUCAGAAGGGAGAGCUGCUGCCUUGUGUUAAGGAUAUUGCUGCUGCUGCACAGCAUGCAGUGGCUGUUCAUAUUGUCAAGCGGACAUAUCGAGCUAUGCUGUUCUGCAUAAAACAUAGCAUAUUAUCACCAAAAAAUGCAACUUUGGUUGUGUCAGGAGGAGUUGCAAGUAACCAGUAUAUCCGAAAAGCUCUGCAGAUUUUGGCAGAUGUGAAUGGUUUUGCUUUUCUGUGUCCUCCUCCAAGACUGUGCACUGAUAAUGGUGUUAUGAUUGCAUGGAAUGGCAUUGAAAGGUUACGUGCAGGACUUGGUGUUUUACACUGUACUGAUGGCAUCCGCUAUGAAGCAAAUGCUCCCCUUGGCAUUGAUAUCUCAAAAAGAGUUGAAGAAGAUUCCAUCAAGGUGCCAAGACUAAAAAUGAAGAUUUGAUCAUUGGCAUCAAGUUAAGAAGCAACUAAAUAAAUCCAACUGCAAAUUCUUCAGUAAGAACUGUUUGAAUGCUGUUACAUUUACUAUCAAUACUUGGUUUACAGUUGUUGAAAACCAUGUCAUAGAAAUAAAUACUGUGUAAUAUCACCAAAAUGUUUCAAGGUGCUGUUCCAUAACUGCGUAAGUUCUAGGUAUCAAAGCAAAAUAAAAAAACAAAACAAUGCAUUUUCUUGUUAGUGUAAAUUUACACUGUCUCAUUGAUUUACACUUAUUUGUACAUUUAUCAUUCAUGUUAUACAUAAAAAAAAAUCAUACCUUCUGUGAUAAAAAAGAGAAAGUAAACAAGAGUGAGCACAGAUUUUCAUAUGGGUCUCAAGGUGUUGGCUGUGUAAAUAAUUGAAUUUCAGCAGUACCUACUUUUCUUCUUCUGGUUUAAGCAGCCCAUUCAUAUUAACACAGCCUUGGAAUUUUGGAGUAUGUGGCUACUAGUGCUGUUUAAUUUUCUGUUUUAAGAACAGCUCAAUAGAGCUAUUAACAUUGCAAGGGGGGAUAUCAAGGUGCAAGUUUUGAGUUUGGAUGUGAAUAGUGGGUUACUUCUGCCUUGCCUUUCGACAAUCAGUAGGAGAUGCUUUUUACAUUAUUGUUCAUUGCACUGGUGUUUACUGGAAUAUGUAUUAAGCAUGUCUUAGUUCUAGAUGACAAUUAAAAUGUUUUAAUAUAUAAUGCAUAUAUUUAAAGUUAGCUCUAUUUAAAUAUGAACAAAAAUAAUUGGGAUAUCUGAGACAGUUACAGACAGAAGAUCAUGUUCCCUGUUUUGGUAAAGAAGGCAAUAUGGUUGGACCAGAUUUGGUCUUUCUUUUCUUUUUUUAAACUUUAAUGCCAAAUUUAACACAAAUUAACAAGGUGUGUGCAUUGUUUUUGCCAGUACUUUUUGUAAAAAAGGUGAACAUCCCUCAUUAAGCAGAAGCUGGUAUUUGAAGAAUACAUACUCAGUAUUCACAGUUUGUCACGCAGUGUUUUAGGAGUAUUUUUGUAUAAUUUCAUGGGAUUUUAACUACAAUAGCUCCAAUGAUCUAAUAUGUCUGUAGAUGUUAACAUAUUCUCUGUAAAAUAGGUUCAGACACUGUCAGAGGUUAUUUUCUAAUUCCUCCAUAUAAAAACUGAAUUCAGAGACCACCUUUAGAAGGAUAGAGUGCACUGCUUGAUUAAAAAUAGACGCUUAAACCCUCUAAACCUGCCAAGCCCUCUUUGACCAACUACUUCACAGUUUUUAAAUUUUUAAUGCAUUUAUUCUUUAGUACUGUAGCUCUUUUUAAAGUGUUCACAGAUGGUCUUCAUCUAACACAGUCUCAAGAACUGAGAUUUCACAAAACAUGUUUGUGAAAUAACUGAUGUAAGAAACUUUGUAAAUACAAAGUAACAGAACAUUGCAUAAUUACAUUAAGUGCUUUUCAACUCCGUCAUUGACACAGGUCUUAAACUUUUCUCCUGGUGCAGUGGCUGAAAUCUUACUGACAUUAACAAUUCUUGGUCUUGAAACUUUUGUGAUGUCUGAUGAAACUGCAUAUGUAAAUGAAUAUAUUCUAGAAGUUUGUCUAUGGGACAUGUUUGCUCUUCUGAGUUUUCCCCUUAAGUGAGCAAGGGAAGAUACUAAUAGUAGUGAAUCCUUGGGUUGACAUUUAGUCCAGGGAUGUCUUCCUCUACCACUCUGCAACCUCUCUGAAAAAUAUAGUAAAUUAUUUUGUUAGAAUUUAUAUCAUAUGUAAUAUAUUGCAACUGAGUUCUGAACAGCAUAAGCUAUAGGUUUGAGAAUUCCAGAAGCAAAACCUCAAACUAAAGUUAUAUAUGACCCAAAUAAAGUAUUUUACAUCUGCA
Molecule: messenger RNA, 3601 nt
Organism: Dromaius novaehollandiae (emu)
Lineage: Eukaryota; Metazoa; Chordata; Aves; Casuariiformes; Dromaiidae
Gene: OSGEPL1
Product: O-sialoglycoprotein endopeptidase like 1
Exons: 8
Coding region: 491-1726 (411 amino acids)
Biological process (GO): tRNA threonylcarbamoyladenosine modification
Cellular component (GO): mitochondrion
Source: RefSeq, a predicted model, not a curated record